Messenger RNA from Theobroma umbraticum, 471 nucleotides. Lineage: Eukaryota; Viridiplantae; Streptophyta; Magnoliopsida; Malvales; Malvaceae. The record is from RefSeq and is a predicted model, not a curated record.
AUGGUAGGACAAACAGAAAUCACAAAAGAAAUUGUGGGCAGAAAGCCAGGAUUCGCUAGGGAGCUAAAUGAAAAUGGUUUUGGCCCCAUGCAUAUCGCUUCGGCAAAAGGGCACGUUGAAAUUAUAAGAGAGCUUAUGAGAGUUGGAUAUGACAUAUGUCUUUUGAAGGGAAAAGAUGGUAAGGUUCCACUUCAUUGCGCGGUUUUGAAAGGAAGAGUUGAUGUUGUUAAGGAACUGGUCGGGGCUUGCCCCGAGUCUGUUAAAGAACCGACUGCUUUUGGUGAAACUGCCCUUCAUUUGGCUGUGAAGAGCAACCAGAUUGAGGCUGCAAGGGUACUGAUCGAGGAGAUGAGUAUGUUAGUUAUGACGGAAAUUUUGAAUUGGAAAGACAAGGAUGGGAACACCAUAUUACAUCAGGCAACUUUCAACAGACAACAUGAGGCAAGUAUUGCAGUUCUUCCUGCUAGUUAA